GUCAGACUUGUCAUAACAGCCAAGACUCAGGGGAAAUACCGUCUCAUUUCUUCUAUGGAAAAGCACCGUCCGUCUUUCUCCUGUAUAUGAUGAAGAUUGCCAAAAUGCAGAACACAGUCGAUUCCGUCCAACAAGAAAAGGGGCUGGGAUCCCUAUGCGACCUACCUCUGCCCCCGGAGCUGGAACUGGAAGUGGAACAAGAGAUUCUCGAGGAAAUCCAAAAACAUUCUGAAAUUGCAAGUAGCCAAUAUGGCAUCAACGCUUUUAUCAUUGGCCUUUUCCUGCUGUUGGCUUGUUCCCUCCAAGUUGUUGGAGUGAAUGAAAUAGACCUCAAGAUAUUCGUGACCAUCCUGAUGCUGAUCCAGGUGCUGUGGAUGCUUUGGUACAUUCUAAGGAAUUCUACUAAGAAGUCAGGGCAGAAGGAGAAAGAUUUGCACGCCGGGGCACGCUGGUUAAGGUGUGGUAUAUCCUUCUUUGCCCUGACCACAACGGCGAUGGAUGCCUUGAAACUGGGCUACUUUAUUGGCUAUCGAGCGUGUAUGCCGCUGACUGAAGGUGUUUAUCCAGUUGCUCAUUUUAUUCACACACUUUUUCAGGUCUAUUUCCUCUGGUUUCAUUCACAAGAUGUCAUCAAGUCCUACAAAACUCUUGAGAGGUUUGGCCUAAUUCACUCAGUCUUUACCAAUUUACUCCUGUGGGCGAGUGCAGUAGCAACAGAAUCAAAACAUCAACUUGCAGAGCAUAUGGGAAGACUCUCGUCUCUUGGUUUUGUAAAUAUAUCUGUUGAUGAGAUAACCCCAUUGUGCAACUGCACCACUAAUGUGUGCCAUGAAUUCUCCAAGGGAAUAUAUUACAUUUACCCUUUCAACAUCGAGUAUCAUAUUUUAGCAUCUGCAAUGCUCUAUGUUCUGUGGAAGAAUAUUGGGAACCAUAUCAAGCAUCAUGGGAGUAGAAAAAGGUUCAAGUUGCACGGUGUGGCCAUUGGUACUAUUUUGGGACUCAUCGUGCUAGCAGCAACCAUUGGAGCCGUUUUUAUAUAUAUCGUCAGAAUUGGACGCUCAAAAACUAGCAGUGAAUCCGCACUAACAAUUUACUAUUGGUACUCAAUCAUUGUGCUCUUCGCAAUGAGUUUGGCUUCAGUCUUUGGCCUGAUACUUUAUAAAUUGGAAAAAAAGCCCACAUAUCAAGCCUUUAGCCCUUCUAUAAAGCUAGAUGCCAGCCUACUAGUAGGUGCUGCCUCUGCAUCUUGGAUUACGGCAUGGGGAGCCAUCUUGGCAUUAACGUUUUCUGGAAGCCGUCUGAUAUACACUUGGUUUAAUCUGCCAUACUCCGUUUUGGUGAUCAUACAGAAGUACGUGCAGAACAUUUUUAUCAUUGAUUAUCUUUACUGUGAGAAUGAGCACACAGACAGUAUAACACUGGAUAACAUAGAAAUACCCAUUCCCAUAUUGCCGAGUGAAGCCAUGGUAACUGAAAACCACACAGCCAUAGAAGCCUUUCCUGAAGAAGUCAAGGAAGAGAAAGACGGAAAUAUCUUCUUGAAUGGCAACACUAUGGAGAAGAACUUUCCAGACAAUAAUGCCAACAAUAACUCUUUUGAGAACAACAUCAACAGCAAUGAAAAAGACAAGACACAAUCGGCUCAACGACCAGAUAAAGCAACAAUCCAUAAAAUCCGAGACUCGCCGAGCUUCAGGAAAGCACUGCUGAAAAACCUCACAGUCUUCUUGUUUCUUUGCAAUGUUUCCCUUUGGAUUCCCCCAGCCUUUGGAUGCCGCCCCCAGUAUGAUAACGGCCUGGAAGCAUUGGUUUAUGGAUUUUCGCCAUGGAUCAUUCUAGUCGAUAUCGCUCUACCAUUUUCAAUAUUCUACAGAAUGCAUUCAGUUUACUCACUUUUUGAUGUGUAUUGUAAGAUAUAAAGCCGUGCCAAAAUAGGAAUAGUGUGAGUAUAGCUGGCAUUUUGCAUUUAUGACAACAGUACAGUAGAAUAAUGAGGAAUUCAGUGUGUAAUACAGGGCAUUGGGUCAGUUCUGUAGGGUUUUACUCUGUGCCAGCCAUAACUGAAUGCCAAUCUUCUUCUUUAGGGCAGUGAAUUUUCUUACAAAUCUGUCGUUAUUCAUUAGCCCUAUUCAUCUCUCUAGAGCUACUUAUUGUUCUCUGCUUUUAUAUUGUUUUUUCCUUUCAUAAAUUUUGUAAAGGGAUAUGGACAUAGGUGGAGACAUAUCGAUAAAAACACAACUGUAUACAUUGCAAAAAAAUGUAUAAUGGAUUCAUUCUGUUUUGUACAUCACAUUCAAGGAGGUUUAUAGAACUGGGCUUAAAACUAGGCUAUUUUCACAGGGCAGGUGAUACAGACAGAGCUUCUUAGUAUUCCUUGCCCAUUGGAACUUCCCAGCUUGUUUGUCUAAUUCACACACAAGUUAGGGGGCAGCUACUGUUUGGGUUGGUUAUGUUAUAAAAGGCCCUAACUUUGCCCCGGAGCUGUAACC
Xenopus tropicalis (tropical clawed frog) is the source of this 2489-nucleotide messenger RNA. It is a transcript of the gene otop1.2, whose product is annotated as otopetrin-1 gene 2. The transcript is spliced from 7 exons. The record is from RefSeq and is a predicted model, not a curated record. Gene Ontology annotation, molecular function: proton channel activity. Gene Ontology annotation, cellular component: plasma membrane; membrane. Lineage: Eukaryota; Metazoa; Chordata; Amphibia; Anura; Pipidae. Bases 87 to 1919 code for a protein of 610 amino acids. Gene Ontology annotation, biological process: proton transmembrane transport.